CGAAGCGGUCGCCCAGCAAAGCGGAAAGAGAAAGCCCCAAGCCGAAACAAUAUUUAAAAUAACACAAUUUCUCAACUUGAACUCCAACUCCAAUACCCGAACUCUGUAAUUUACCACAUCUGUGUACUCAGACGUUAAUAAAUAUUGGAGUCAAGCAAACAAAGCUGGGCCAGAAGACAGUGACACUUCCCGCAACCAACAUCAAUGUCAAGCGAUCGUGAAAACACUCGAUCGUUCCAAAUCCGGGGUCAGAAGCUCCAGCUCUCCGGCUGAUUAACACUCCGCAUCUCCGCGCCGAGCGAAAUAAAUAAACAAAAAACAGGCAAACACACAAAUACGGCGAAAAUACGAGCGACAAAUUAACAGAAACGCGCGGAAUAUAGAAAAACACGUUUCCACAAAAAGCGUUUGUUAACAAAAAAAACAACAACAAAUUAACCAAAUAACAAAUAACACAAAUUGUUUUCGCUUUUGUUAUUGAACACACACACGCAUUCGAAUUAAAAGGCCCUGAUUCUGGCCACUACCAAAUAUGUGCAAAAGCUGAGCUUGGAUCGAGAUCGCACGAGUCGACUUGGCUUGUAACCCGAGCAGCCGUGACCACAGAAAAGUCACUGAAGAUACUAGAUAGAAAUACAUAACUAGACAAAUACAUAUGAUGGAGCGUUCGCACAGCUGUAGUAAUUUCGAGGGUCGGACAGGAGGGGGGGCCAAGGUCGAACAGCUGGCGGGGAGCAGUGAUCACCUGCCCAGCGCCCACUUUCCGCCCAACAAACCGCUGCGAAGGCGUCGAAAACUCCAGCGGCAGCAGUCCACCGUGGACACGGAUGACAUGGAAUACGCCGCCGAUCUGGAGGAGAAUGCCGAUCCGGAUGUGGAGAACAUGCGGCCCCUGGCUGCCUUGCCCCUGCGUCACAUAUCCUCCAGCAGUACGCGCUGCCUGCGCCACGAAGAGUCCUUCGAGUCCUCCAGCACGGCGCCCGAGUUGAGUCCGCAGGCGCAGAGGCAGCAGCGCUUCAGUAGUCUGCUCCUCAGAGACAGCUCCGUUUCGGUGCAGUCCGACUCGAGUCGCUACUCCAGUGUGGAUAGUCUGCUGGAGGCCCGCAAGCCCGAUCCCGAGGCCAUACUCAUCAACCUGGGAUUCGGACCGCUCAGCUCCGAGGACAUGCUGUCCCGCAUUCCCAGGAGGUUCCUGAAGCCAUCGCAAGUACCUGGAAUCGAUACCGAUGCCUUUGUGCAAAGACUGACUUUGGCCCGAUCGCUGGCCGACUCGAGUGUUCUGGGCUACCGGGGUCUGACCGGAAAUCCCGACAUGCCGCCCUCGUCCAUUGUGGCCAGCAUCAUGAAGCGGUUCGAGGUGAACCACCAUCGCAAGAACUCGAUGGGUUCCAUCAAGCCCACGAUACAAUGAGGCCAAUAUACUCCAUAAAUUAGUCAGCCAAAUAGAGGACAUUAGCGUAGCGUUAGUUGUUGCCAAGCGGGGUUGUGACCUGUGACCCCUGUGAUCGUCUCGUCUUGUCCAUUAGUCCUUAAAAGUGCCGCGUACUUAGCUGUGUUUCCGUAUUAUUGUACCAGUUCGUUUAUUAUUAUUUUUGUCAACUAUUGUAAACUCUUUUUAAGUAUGAAUUAAAGAUGAUAUGUUAUGUUAA
Molecule: messenger RNA, 1649 nt
Organism: Drosophila rhopaloa
Lineage: Eukaryota; Metazoa; Arthropoda; Insecta; Diptera; Drosophilidae
Gene: olf186-M
Exons: 1
Coding region: 656-1411 (251 amino acids)
Molecular function (GO): signaling receptor binding
Source: RefSeq, a predicted model, not a curated record